GCCACAACAGUGAGAGACCCGCAUACUGCAAAAAAAAAAAAAAAAAAAAAGAUCAAUUUUAAAAAUUGUUUUAAAGCAAAGGUGAGAGAGCUGGUGGGAGUAACCUCCACGACAUCUUCUAGGCUCCAAUAAUCACUAUCCUCAGGCAGUCUUCAUCAAGCUACCUCUAUACUCAAGAAUCCAAAAUGACUUUUUAAAAUCGCCUGUCCUGUCAAAUCCAUAUCCUUAUUCUGAUCUCCUCCAUACAAAACUUCCUCCAUUAACUUCUCCCACUUCCCACCCUACCAACGUUAUCUGCUCACUGUCCCAUGCAGAUAAUUUGCUCUUUCCUACGUGAAUCUCCUUGUGUCCUUACUUCACCUGGAUCCUAUUCAAGUUCUCUCUGCCCUUCAAAUCCCAUUUUAAAUUAAGGAGCCUCCUUCAGAGAGGCACUCUUGGUCAAUUCUAGCCAAUUUGAGCACUCUAUGUUCCCUGAGCUUUUAUGUUCAUUUAUUGGAUAAUAUGGUGCUUUAAUACAUCCUGUGUAUACCCGCAAUAGAAGCAAUUUUAAUAAAAUGGGCAGAGCCUGUGGCUAGGGAUCCCUUUGUAUUUCUCUGCAGAACCCCCUUGAGAACCUGCACUAAGGGGCCAGAUUGUGAAGAUUAUAUGGUAUCCAGACAAGGGCAAAUAAUUGUUUAACCAAGGACCAAUGAGAAUGAUAUCGAAGGGAGCUCUGAGGCCCUGCUGGGGCCUAGGUGGGCUGUUUGCUUUUCCUCCUUCAAGCACGCAGUUAGUUCAGCAGGGAAGGAACUCGCCCCCACUGAGACAGCAAGUGGCUGAGAGCAAGAUUGUAUCCUUUUUCUGGUCAGCCUUCCCUCCUCCUUAACCAGUGAGGAAAAGGCCAACACUGCUCUGAGAGGUGCAGAGCCUGUUCCCAGCGCCCAGGUUUCCAUAUUGCUGGAAGGACCCGAUCUGGGAGGAAGAAAAGGGAGAUGGGAGCAUUUAAGGCCAAGCAGGCACUCAAGCCUCUUCCCUUAGAUUUACACCCAACACGUAUGCAGGAAGGCAAAUUACAAACACCGACGCUCACAAUCACAUACACACGUGCACGCCCAGCCCUACAGAAGCAGACGCGCAUGCCCACGGGUCCGCGUGCACCUACUUAGUUUUCUCUGCUAUAGAUGCCCCCCAUUCCACCCCCGCUCGGCCCAGCCCGGCUUCUCCUACCCCGGCACUGGGGAGGUUUACCGGGCCCGACCCGGCCAGGUCUGGGAAGUCUGUUUCGCUAUAGGGGGGAGGGGAGGUCCUUUCCUCCAGGGCGGAAGCGGAGCGCUCGGGCCGGGCGGACCUAGCUCUCGUCCUGGGAACAUCUGGAGGGGGCUGGGAGGGGCGCGUAUCCAGGGUGAACGUGGAUUGGCUGCGCGGGAGGGGAGGCGGGGUCUGAGCGAGGGGCGGGGCUCACUGGCCCCUUUAAAGCCUUGACAUCAAGAGGCGGCCCCAGCACCCCCCUUUUUCUCUGCCCCCCUCCCCCGAGCCGCGGCCAUGGACUUGGCGGAUCCGGCCUGCCCUAGCCCAGCUCAACACCUGAUUUCGGCAAGGUGACCAUUCUGGCUGCUUGCAUGAGUGUGCCAGCCUGGGUGAGAAGGCAGAGACAGCCUGCGGGGCUUCUCUCACUUGUCCCCAGGGCCUGAUGUCGGAGGCCAUGGACCAGCCGGCCGGGAGCCCUGGAAACCCGAAGCCAGGAGAGGGUGGUGAGGGCAGCAUGGAGCCGGGCACCUGCCAGGAGCUCCUGCACCGGCUGCGGGAGCUGGAGGCAGAGAACUCGGCACUCGCCCAGGCCAAUGAAAACCAGCGGGAGACCUACGAGCGCUGUCUGGACGAGGUUGCCAACCAUGUGGUGCAGGCGCUGCUGAACCAAAAGGACCUGCGGGAGGAGUGCAUCAAGCUGAAGAAGAGGGUAUUUGACCUGGAACGGCAGAACCAGAUGCUGAGCGCCCUGUUUCAGCAGAAACUUCAGCUCACAGCAGGCUCCCUCCCUCAGAUCCCACUCGCCCCACUCCAGCUGCCUUCAGAGCCACCAGCCUCUCCCUCCCUGAGCUCCGCUGAGGGACCGGCCACCUCGCUGCCUCUGGGGCGCUGUGCUGGGCAGAGAGAGGUGUGUUGGGAGCAGCAGCUGCGGCCAGGAGGCCCAGGACCCCCGGCCGCCCCACCCCCAGCGCUGGAGGCCCUAUCCCCGUUCCUUCGAAAGAAAGCCCAGAUCCUGGAGGUGCUGAGAGCCCUGGAAGAGACUGACCCCUUGCUUCUGUGCUCACCUGCCACCCCCUGGCCGCCUCCAGGCGAGGGUUCCGGCUCCCCAGAGCCCAUCAAUGGCGAGCUAUGUGGCCCACCUCAGCCUGAACCCUCUCCCUGGGCCCCCUACCUGCUACUAGGUCCUGGUAGCCUGGGAGGCCUGCUGCACUGGGAGCGCCUCUUAGGGGGCCCAGGGGAGGAAGAGAGUGCUGGGCGGCCCUGGGGCCCUAGUAGGGGCUCCCCACAGGCCCAGGGCACCGGUUCCGGGCCACCCUGCGCCCCAGGCAGCAGCUCCUCCUCCUCUUCUGAUGAAGCAGGUGACCCCAACGAGGCACCCAGCCCUGACACCCUGCUCGGGGCCCUGGCCCGCAAACAGCUGAACCUGGGCCAGCUCCUCGAGGACACGGAGUCUUACCUACAGGCCUUCUUGGCCGGGGCCGCUUGCCCACUCGGCGGGGAACAGCCGGGUCCCAGGCAGCCAUCCUCCCCAGACCAGGGGCCCCCACAGCUGUCCAAGUCCAAAGGCCUCCCCAAGUCAGCUUGGGGAGGGGGUACCCCGGAGGCCCACAGGCCGGGCUUUGGUGCUACCUCAGAGGCCCAGGGGCCUCUCCCCUUCCUCAGCGUGUUCAUGGGUGCAGGGGACGCCCCCCUGGGCUCACGGUCUGGCCACCCCCACUCCUCAUCUCAGGUGAAAAGCAAGCUCCAAAUUGGCUCCCCUUCUCCCGGGGAAGCCCAAGGACCCCUUCUGCCCUCUCCAGCCAGAGGUCUCAAGUUUCUAAAGCUGCCUCCAGCCUCAGAGAAGGUACCCAGCCCAGGGGGCCCCCAGCUCAGCCCCCAGCUCCCCCGGAACUCCCGAAUCCCCUGUCGGAACAGUGGCUCAGAUGGCAGCCCCUCCCCGCUGCCGGCCCGUAGGGGUCUGGGCGGAGGAGAGCUGUCCCCAGAGGGGGUGCAGGGUCUGCCCACCAGCCCGUCACCCUGCCCCACAACCCCAGAUUCUGCACAGCUCAGACCUCCCCAGCCAGCCUUGUCCACUACGCUUUCCCCGGGACCAGCGGUGUCUCCUUGCUACGAGAACAUUCUGGACCUUUCCCGGAGCACCUUUAGGGGGCCUUCCCCAGAGCCACCUCCAUCCCCGCUGCAGGUGCCCACCUACCCACAACUAACUCUGGAGGUGCCACGGGCCCCUGAGGUCCUCAGAAGCCCUGGAGUCCCCUCCAGCCCUUGCCACCCAGAAUCCUGCCCCUAUGAGAGUGCCCAGGAGAAGAGUUUGGACAAGGCAGGCUCGGAGUCUCCCCACCCUGGCCGCAGGACCCCCGGCAGCUCGUCCAAGAAACCUGGUCAGGGGCCGGGCCGGCGACCCGGGGAUCCUGGCUACACACCUCUGCGGGACAGACUAGCAGCCCUGGGGAAACUGAAGACUGGCCCCGAGGGGCCCCAGGGCCCAGAAAAGAAUGGGGUGCCAGCUAGGCCUGGCACCGAGAAGGCCCGGGGAGGAGGGAAGUCAGGGGAGAGCACUGGAGACACAGCGCCCUCUGCCUCCAGGCCCCCUGAGCAGCCAGAAGCCAAGGGGGCCCUGCGGGGGGCCGUAGCCUUAGGCACAAGCAGCCUGAAGCAACAGGAAUCUGGGCUCCUGGGGGACCCUGGGUCCCGAGUCUACUCUUCCCACUCCAUGGGGGCCCGGGUGGACCUGGAGCCUGUCUCACCAAGGAGCUGCCUCACCAAAGUGGAGCUGGCCAAGAGCCGGCUGGCAGGGGCCCUGUGCCCCCAGGUACCCCGCACCCCUGCCAAAGUGCCAACCUCAACCCCCAGCCUCGGCAAGCCCAAUAAGAGUCCCCAUGGCAGCCCGACAAAGCUGCCUUCUAAGUCGCCCACCAAGGUGGUGCCCCGACCUGUGGCCCCACCAGCCACCAAGGAGGCCCCCAAGCCUGACAAGGGGAAGGGCCCACCCUGGGCAGACAGCAGCGGCACUACAGCCCAGCCCACACCCCCAGCACCUGGCCCUGCCGACCCAGGCCCAGGCCCUGAGGGGCGGGCCCCACACUCGGCCAUUGAGGAGAAGGUGAUGAAGGGCAUCGAGGAGAACAUGCUGCGGCUCCAGGGCCAGGAGCGGGCCCCUGGCACCGAGGCCAAGCACCGCAACGCUAGCAGCAUCGCCAGCUGGUUCGGCCUUAAGAAGAGCAAGCUGCCAGCGCUGAACCGCCGCACAGAGGCCGCCAAGGGCAAGGAAGGGGCUGGCGGGGGCUCCCCGCUCCGGAAGGAGGUCAAGAUGGAAGCCCGGAAGCUGGAGGCCGAGAGCCUCAACAUCUCCAAGCUGAUGGCCAAGGCGGAAGACCUGCGCCGGGCACUGGAGGAGGAGAAGGCCUACCUGAGCAGCAGGGCCCGGCCACGGCCCGGGGGACCAGCGCCAGGGCCCGGUGCAGGCCUGGGGCAGGUGCAGGGCCAGCUGGCCGGCAUGUACCAGGGUGCGGACACCUUCAUGCAACAGCUGCUCAACAGGGUGGAUGGCAAGGAGCUGCCCCCCAAGAGCUGGCGGGAGCCCAAACCUGAGUAUGGCGAUUUCCAGCCAGUGUCCUCUGACCCCAAGAACCCCUGGCCGGCCUGUGGGCCCCGAAAUGGCCUGGUGGGCCCUCUUCAGGGCUGCGGAAAACCUCCUGGGAAGCCAAGCAGCGAGCCGGGGAGGCGGGAAGAGAUGCCCUCAGAGGACAGUCUGGCUGAGCCAGUGCCCACCUCACAUUUCACAGCCUGUGGCUCUUUGACUCGAACUCUGGACAGUGGCAUUGGGACCUUCCCGCCCCCAGACCAUGGCAGCAGUGGGACCCCCAGUAAGAAUCUUCCCAAGACCAAGCCACCACGGCUGGAGCCCCCAGCCGGGGUGCCCCCAGCUCGGCCCCCACCCCUUACCAAAGUCCCCCGCCGUGCCCACACACUGGAGCGUGAGGUGCCUGGCAUAGAGGAGCUGCUGGUGAGCGGGCGGCACCCCAGCAUGCCGGCCUUCCCCGCCCUGCUCACCGCUGCUCCGGGCCACCGGGGCCAUCAGACCUGUCCCCACGAUCCUUGUGAAGACCCAGGCCCUCCUGCUCCUGUCCAGCUGGCCAAGAACUGGACCUUCCCCAACGCGAGGGCAGCCAGCGGCUCCUCUGACCCUUUCCUAUGCCCACCCCGACAACUGGAGGGGCUGCCCAGGACCCCCAUGGCCCUGCCCGUGGACGUGGACGGAAAGCGGAGCCUGGAGCCCAGCCGCCCAGCUCCUGCGCCCCAGGGCCCAGCGUUUGGGGGGAGCCGCACCCCCAGCACAUCGGACGUGGGCGAGGAAGGGAGAGUGGCCAGUGGGGGUGCCCCGGGGCUGGAGACCUCAGAGUCUCUCAGUGACUCACUCUAUGACUCGCUGUCCUCCUGCGGGAGUCAGGGCUGAGCGGUUGCAGCGGCCACGCCCCGCUCUGGCGUCGGAGACCGCGGACUGGGCCGGCUCGCCUCACGCCCCGCCCCCUCGGGGCCCGUGGGGCCCCUCCCUGAAGGGACCAAGGAGGUAGAUGGACAAGAAGGUGAAGGGGGUCCCCGGCACACCCCACUGCCCGCCGCUGCUGUGGAGGAGAUGACCGCUCUCAGCUCAGGGAGAGACCCCACCCUUGGUCCCUUCUCUCACCCAGAGUAAGGCUCUUCCUCUGCGGGACUGGGGGUUCGAGGCCGCUGUGUCCCGGCCCCCAGCUCCCACUUCAGGCUGAGCCAUCUUGUGGUGCUGGGCUUCCUGCCCACCAGCCGUGCCAUCUCCACCCACCCUGGCAGCUCCCCUGCCUCAGAAGCCCCGUGCUGGUGGAGUUCAGGGGCGAGGGGUCAAGUUGCCUUCUCUCUGUCUGCCCUGGCCCUCCCCGCUGUCUGGAUGGUGCUGCCCUCUCCUGCCCCAUGUCUUUGGGGCCCAUUUGUUGUCUUUUUUGUUGUUUUUUUUUUUUAUAUUAAAGCACCUGGCCCAGUCUCCACCCGCCCGCGCCCCCUCCUCCCAUCCCCGCACUGCGGUUAAUUUAUCUGUUGUUAAAAAACGCGGCUGCUCUGCUUCCAGCCUCUGCUUCUGCCGUAUCCCUAAUAAAACGUGGAGGCCCCUCCCUG
Aethalodelphis obliquidens (Pacific white-sided dolphin) is the source of this 6369-nucleotide messenger RNA. It is a transcript of the gene NCKAP5L, whose product is annotated as NCK associated protein 5 like. Gene Ontology annotation, biological process: microtubule bundle formation; microtubule depolymerization. Gene Ontology annotation, cellular component: microtubule plus-end. NCBI's taxonomy places the organism in Eukaryota, Metazoa, Chordata, Mammalia, Artiodactyla, Delphinidae. The record is from RefSeq and is a predicted model, not a curated record. The transcript is spliced from 13 exons. The coding region runs from base 1670 to 5680 and encodes 1336 amino acids.